Molecule: messenger RNA, 2363 nt
Organism: Syngnathus typhle (broad-nosed pipefish)
Lineage: Eukaryota; Metazoa; Chordata; Actinopteri; Syngnathiformes; Syngnathidae
Gene: ak4
Product: adenylate kinase 4
Exons: 5
Coding region: 400-1080 (226 amino acids)
Biological process (GO): nucleobase-containing compound metabolic process
Cellular component (GO): cytoplasm; mitochondrion
Molecular function (GO): AMP kinase activity; ATP binding; nucleoside diphosphate kinase activity
Source: RefSeq, a predicted model, not a curated record
UGGCUGAUGUGCGCAGCAAAAUGGGGCGUUGUAGAGACUCUCGGUGACCAUUCGUGGAAUGAAAGGUUUUAAAGACGCAGGCUACCGUAAUGGAAGCAAAAGAAGACCUUAAAGAAAAGGAGGAUAUGCGCGCUUUUGCGGUAGGAGAAAUAGCGGAAAUGGGCACCAAGAGAAGCUUCUGCGACAAGCUUUCAACACUUUUGAGAUAAAACAGGAUUUGAUUUUGCCAUUUUGCCUUCCGAACAUUACGAGUGGGGUUGGAGAGGGGGGGGGCAGUUUCAUGCGUUGAUCUUGUUGGGAGUUUCCCAUUUUAACGAGAUAAUUUCUGUUGCGUCUCUUGCAAACGGGACGAGUAACAUUACCGGAGUUUUUAUCGGAUUGGAUUUUUGACGGGAGGAAAUGGCCAAGUUGUUCCGCGCUGCAAUAAUGGGUCCUCCAGGAUCAGGCAAAGGAACCAUAUCGGAGAGAAUUGCACAAAGGUUCGGUCUGCAGUAUUUAUCCAGUGGACACUUUUUACGCGAGAGCAUAGCAACUAAAACAGAGGCAGGAGUGGAAGUCAAGACAUAUGUGGAGAGAGGCAUGCUGGUACCUGAUCACGUGAUGACCAGGCUAAUGAUGCCCAGACUGGAACUCCUGAGUGGCCAAAGCUGGCUUUUAGACGGUUUUCCACGGACGCUUGCCCAGGCCCAGACCCUGAAUAACUUGUACCAGCUUGACAUGGUGAUCAGUCUCAACAUCCCUUAUGAGACUCUUAAAGACAGACUGAGCGACCGCUGGAUCCACCCAGGGAGUGGUCGAGUUUACAACAUGGGCUUCAAUCCACCCCGAGUGCAGGGCAAAGAUGACAUCACCGGGGAGCCCUUGAUUCAGCACGAUGAUGACAAACCAGAAGCUUUAACGGCCAGACUGAGACACUACAAAGAUGUGGCUAAACCUGUCAUCGACUUAUACAAGUCCCAAGGCAUCCUGCACUCAUUUUCUGGUACAGAAACCGAUCGGAUCUGGCCUUACAUCAACUCUCUUCUCGGCACCAAGAUGCACAUCCAGCCAUUGGAUGAGCGUCAAAGCCAGGCGCCCUGACUUUGCUCCAACUCAUCAAAGGUCAAGAAGGUAGAACAUUUGGAGUGAGUUUCUCCCACAAUAGACUGUCUUUCAGGUUCCUCACUAACAGUGGAGUUGAGAAAUGGCAGGAUCCAAUCUAGUUUCAUGCAAAUGUCAUUGGAGGCUUUUUUUCUUUUUUAAAUACUAUAAGGUGUGCUUGCUGGUGUGUGCAGUAAUAUAAUGACUUUGUAUUGAGUGAAUAGCAAAUGGGAUCAAUAGGCCUUAUUUUAUACAAACUCGUUUUUACUUGCGAUGUACAAUCUAAUUUUGCAGAAUUUCGAUUGGAGCUGCGCGUAAGAUAGGACAGAACACGAGGUAUGAAGACAGAAAGCAUAAGGAAGAAAUAGGUCAUAUUAUUAAAAAAAAAAUGUAAAUGGUCAAGAAUGUCUGCUAGGAUUGCCCUUCGAGUAAUGUCGUGAAGAAAUAUGGAGUUAUUAUGCAACUUUGUUACUGAAAAGUAUGGGUGGGUUUUCCGAGUGCGACCUUUGUACAAACUAUACUCUCUCUCGAAUUACAAAGUAACAUUGAUGAGGUCAUUUGUAAAGUUUCUGUAGUACGCUAGGCAGCUGUUUUGUCAACCAAUCACUGACUUCCUAGUUACUCUUCCACUUUGGAAUAUGAAUGCGAUGUAUUUACGUGCUUCCAUUUCUGUUUGUGCUGCAAAUCAGGUCUCAAUGUCACUCGACAGUGCCCCUCGUGGUUUGGUUGAUGACCUUUGAUUCUUGUCACGCUGCUUUUCACAUUCAAAUAAUCAUCAUAAUCUCUCAAUGUUUCAAUUUGUGACAAGUUACAGCAGAAUUGAUGACAUUGUACAUUAGCCUUGAGCAUGGAUCAGGCAAUAAAGUCUACUUCUCUGCCUGUUUCCAUAUAUAAAGAUGCAUUUUAUUUGGGGAUAUGGAUUUGGAUAUGUCUGGUUGUAUUGCGGAUGCAAAUUCCUUGUCAUUUUCAUAGCGAUGAAUGAUUUGAUAGACCUUUUAUGCAACCAAAUUGCUCUUCUACCGGAAUGACGUUUGGCAACAAACAGCACGUGCACCUCCCAUUUGCACAUUUGGUUCGGCAUCUCAAAUCAGUCUGCAGUUCAAUUUACUGUGUACUGUUAAUCACACUGACGUCGAUUUGAGAUUGAGGGAGUGGAAUGGGUGUGGUGAAAACAUUUGCAGGUGGUAAUGACUGCUUUGGUGUAAGACAUUUCUUUUCAUGCAUCCAAAUUCUGCUCAAUCUUGUUCCAUUCAAAAGGCAAUAAAAAGCAUUCUUUGUUUUGA